AUGGACUCCGGGGAGGAGCCGUCGCAGAUGCGGAGGGCGCUGGUGGACUCGCUCGCGGGCGCCAUCUCCGGCGGCAUCUCCCGCACCGUCACCUCCCCCCUCGACGUCAUCAAAAUCCGCUUCCAGGUCCUCCCCCCUCCCCCUAGCCUCUCCUCUCCUCCCGUGGUACAUUUUGCGGCCGGGCUGUCGCGGUGCUGCUCGCUGGGGCACCACCCGCUGUUUGUUCGCAAGCUAGGCAUAUCCGUUUUGGAUGUUCAGAGGCUUCUUCAUUAUUCUCUGCAGGUUCAGUUAGAACCCACAACCUCGUGGGGCAUUCUUCGAAGGGAUGUAUAUGGACCUUCCAAAUACACUGGGUUUCUGCAAGCAACCAAAGAUAUUCUCAGAGAGGAAGGUUUACCGGGAUUUUGGAGAGGAAAUGUACCGGCUCUGUUGAUGUAUAUGCCAUAUACAGCUAUACAAUUCACUGUUCUACACAAACUAAAAACAUUUGCUUCUGGUUCAUCUAGAACAGAGGAUCAUUUGCAUCUGAGCCCUUACUUAUCCUAUGUAAGUGGAGCUCUAGCAGGAUGUGCAGCAACUAUAGGGUCAUAUCCAUUUGACCUUCUGAGGACUAUUCUUGCAUCGCAGGGUGAACCAAAGGUUUACCCCAACAUGAGGUCUGCAUUUGUUGAUAUAAUUAAAACUCGUGGUGUUCAAGGGCUUUAUUCUGGUCUAUCUCCAACUCUUGUUGAAAUCAUACCAUAUGCCGGUUUGCAGUUCGGUUCAUACGACACUUUCAAACGUUCGAUGAUGACAUGGAACAGAUAUAAAUAUUCACAUCUUAACUUAGGAAGCGAGGAUGAUUCAGUAUCAAGUUUCCAGCUAUUUCUUUGUGGGUUUGCAGCUGGGACAUUUUCAAAGGCUGCAUGCCACCCACUUGAUGUUGUAAAGAAAAGGUUCCAGAUUGAAGGACUAAAACGCCAUCCAAGGUAUGGAGCUCGAAUUGAGAGCAGCACAUACAAGGGCAUGUACCAUGCCUUAAAGGAGAUUGUCGCAAAGGAGGGAUUUGGAGGCCUUUAUAAGGGCCUUUUCCCCUCUUUGGUGAAAUCGGCCCCUGCUGGUGCUGUGACAUUUGUGGCAUAUGAAUACAUCUCAGACUGGUUAGAGUCGAUACUGAUGUGA
Molecule: messenger RNA, 1161 nt
Organism: Miscanthus lutarioriparius
Lineage: Eukaryota; Viridiplantae; Streptophyta; Magnoliopsida; Poales; Poaceae
Source: the annotation of a GenBank genome assembly